Messenger RNA from Sciurus carolinensis (gray squirrel), 2180 nucleotides. It is a transcript of the gene Depdc7, whose product is annotated as DEP domain containing 7. Gene Ontology annotation, biological process: intracellular signal transduction. The transcript is spliced from 10 exons. Lineage: Eukaryota; Metazoa; Chordata; Mammalia; Rodentia; Sciuridae. The coding region runs from base 294 to 1781 and encodes 495 amino acids. The record is from RefSeq and is a predicted model, not a curated record.
CCGUGCAGUGUGCUUGAAUCCAGCUAGUCUGAGCCCCAGCUCAGGGCCGGCGCGGAUUCGCAAGGACCCCCCCCAGGAAGACCCUUUACCUGGCCACCGCUCUCCUCGUGGCUGGCCGGAGGAGUCCUGUGCGCUGUAGCCGCAGGUUAUACGCCCUCCGGGAGGCACGUGACCGGACGGGGGCGGGGCCUGAUGGAGCCCCGCCCCGUCCAGUUAACUGGCGGCACAUUGCGCGGGCGCCCAGUUCGCGGAGUGGCAGCGGUCUCCGAGGUGGCGUCCGGGAAGCCAGGGUCAUGGCCACGGUGCGGGAGAAGGCGGCCGCGCUGAACCUCUCGGCUUUGCACAGUCCGGCGCAGAAGCCUCCCGGUUUCAGUGUGGCCCAGAAGCCAUUUGGAGCCACAUACAUAUGGAGCAGCAUUAUAAAUACUCUUCAGACACAAGUGGAAGUAAAACAACGAAGGCACCACUUGAAACGACACAAUGACUGCUUUGUCGGUUCAGAAGCUGUGGAUGUCGUAUAUUCUCACCUAAUCCAGAAUAAGUACUUUGGCGAUGUAGAUAUUCCUCGGGCCAAAGUGGUGAGAGUGUGUCAAGCACUUAUGGACUACAAAGUAUUCGAAGCAGUUCCAACCAAGGUGUUUGGAAAAGACAAAAAGCCUACAUUUGAAGACAGUAGUUGCAGCCUGUAUAGAUUCACAACGAUACAUAACCAAGACAGUCAGUUAGGCAAAGAGAACAAAGUAUAUUCACCUUCCAGAUAUGCAGAUGCAUUGUUUAACUCAUCUGAUAUCAAAUCGGACAGUUUGGAGGACCUGUGGGAAAAUCUGAGCCUAAAGCCUGCUAACUCCCCUCGUGUGAAUAUCUCUGCAACCUUGUCUCCACAAGUUAUUAACGAAGUGUGGCAAGAAGAAACAAUUGGGCGUCUGCUACAGCUUGUAGACCUUCCACUUCUUGACUCCUUACUCAGACAGAAAGAGGUUGUACCUAAAGUUCCUCAACCCAAGCGGCAGCCUGACAUGAUCAACAGCAGUAACUAUCUGGAUCGAGGGAUUCUCAAGGCCUAUGGUGACUCUCAGGAAGAUGAAUGGCUCUCUGCUGCGAUUGACUGCUUGGAAUACCUUCCAGACCAGAUGGUGGUAGACAUAAGCAGAAACUUUCCUGAGCAACCAGAUAGAACAGACUUAGUGAAGGAACUUCUGUUUGAUGCCAUUGGCAAAUAUUACAGUAGUAGAGAACCACUAUUAAAUCACCUAUCUGAUGUUCAUAAUGGAAUUGCAGAACUCCUAGUAAAUGGGAAGACUGAAAUAGCUUUGGAAGCUACUCAGCUCUUUCUGAAGCUUUUGGAUUCCCAAAAUAGAGAAGAAUUUAGAAGGCUACUGUAUUUCAUGGCUGUUGCAGCACAUCCUUCUGAAUUUAAAUUACAGAAAGAAAGUGAUAAUCGAAUGGUUGUGAAAAGGAUAUUCUCAAAGGCUAUUGUUGACAAUAAAAAUUUGUCCAAAGGCAAAACUGAUCUUCUGGUACUCUUUUUAAUGGAUCACCAAAGAGAUGUUUUUAAGAUUCCUGGAACUUUACAUAAAAUUGUUAGUGUUAAACUUAUGGCCAUACAGAAGGGAAGAGAUCCAAAUAAAGACACAGGGUAUAUUUAUUGCCAGAGAAUUGAUCAAAGUGAUUAUUCCAGUAGUACACAGAAGACAACCAAAGAUGAGCUGCUGCAUUUACUAAAAACUAUUGAUGAAGAUUCAAAACUGUCCGCCAAAGAGAAGAAGAAAUUGUUAGGCUGAUGAAAGCAGAGUUACUGUGGAGUAGCAACUCGUGAGGUCGGUCCAGCACCACUGUAGUCACGGGCCCACUACCUGGCACCGAGGGAGACAAUGUUUCAAAAUGGGCUUGUGUUAACAUGAGACCUCAGGGAAACGUUCAUUUCUGGACAAGACCCAAAACGCUCUCAGCGCUGCCCUGCUUCCGAACGACGUGCGCGGAGCGGAGCACUCACGAGAACUGCUUGUCCUCUGCCUUCCGUCUCUCCAGAAGUCUUGCAUUUCCUGCGGACAACGUGCAGCAGCCCGCUCAAGUAACGACUCAGAAACCAAACCGAGUCCCAGCCUUGGAGACUGCUGUCUAGGUGGCGGGUGUGGGGUUUCAGUAGCCAAAAUGAGGGAAGGCGAAUAAACUUCAUUUAG